GCAGAGAAUUCCAGAUUUCCCAAGGUGGGACGUAUCACCAGAAAGAAUCAAUGGAAGACUACCUCGACGCUUCAACGGCUGCUGGAUGGGACCGGACGGCGGAUCCUAUGGACCUGAAAACUGGGAACGCAUUCGGACCGUUAGCAGCAUGGAUCGAUCCCAAAACUGGCCGUCGUCAAGACGCAGCUCACGUUCUCAUCCACCCACUCAUGGACUCCAAAUCUACCUCCCUCCAACUCCUCACAGACCACGACGUCGUACGCGUCCUUUUCGACUCUUCUAAGAAGGCAAACGGCGUCGAAAUCCUCUCUCGUCAAAACCCAACCACACGUAUCACCAUUACAGCACGCAAGCUCGUCGUCCUCUCAGCAGGUGCGUUCGGCUCACCACUCAUCCUAGAACGGUCAGGACUUGGAGGUCAAGAAGUCCUUGACAAGAUCGGUGUUCCAUCCGUCUAUGUGAACCCAAAUAUCGGCAAUAAUUACCAAGACCACCCUCUCGUAGCAUGGCCAUAUCUCUCGUCCGGCAGUCCAGAAACAUCCCUCGAUUGCCUCCUCAACGGUACGCUUUCUGUACGUGACGCACUUGCGAAAGAUAAAAACAUCCUGAGCUCCAACCACAUUGAAGGCAUCGGGAAGAUCAGACCUGAUGCAACUGAUCUUGCGGGCUUUAGUCCCGAAUUGAGGGAGUUCUUGCUUAGAGAUUUCGCUGACAAGGAGGAUAAGCCUGCUGCUCUUUUACUACCGGCGUCUUUUCAUUUCGGUGAUCACAAAGAUACGCCGGGACAGUAUUUCUCGAUUGGAUCAGCGCUCGCGUAUCCAUAUUCGAGAGGGUAUGUACAUGCGUCCAGCGCUGAGGUAAAAGAUGCGCCCGAGUUUGACGUGGGAUUCUUCAAGGAAGAGGUGGAUAUUGAGAUAUUUGUUUGGAUAUAUAAGAAGCAAAGAGAGGUUGUGAGGCGGAUGAAGAGAUAUUGUGGGCCGUUGGGGAGUUGUCACCCUGUGUUUAAGAAGGGGAGUGAGGCCAGUUUUGAAGUGGCGGAUAGUGAUAUUGGGAAGGUGGAUGUGAGUGAAAUCAGGGAUGUGAAGUACGGGAAGGAGGAUGAUGAGGCGAUUGUGGAGUGUUUGAGGCAGAGGGUGGAGACGAUGUGGCAUUCGCUUGGCACGUGUGCUAUGAAGCCAUUGGAGGAUGGGGGCGUUGUGGAUGGUAACUUGAAUGUUUAUGGUGUAGAGGGGUUGAAAGUGGCAGAUAUGUCAAUUGUGCCGAAGAUGGUGGGAGCCAAUACUUACUCAACGGCAUUGCUUGUAGGAGAAAAGGCAGCGGAAAUCAUUCUCAAAGAGCUGGAGCUUUGA
This is a messenger RNA of Cadophora gregata, 1349 nucleotides long. RefSeq lists its product as uncharacterized. Lineage: Eukaryota; Fungi; Ascomycota; Leotiomycetes; Helotiales; Ploettnerulaceae. The transcript is spliced from 3 exons. The coding region runs from base 51 to 1349 and encodes 432 amino acids. The record is from RefSeq and is a predicted model, not a curated record. Gene Ontology annotation, molecular function: oxidoreductase activity, acting on CH-OH group of donors; flavin adenine dinucleotide binding.